Molecule: messenger RNA, 366 nt
Organism: Funneliformis caledonium
Lineage: Eukaryota; Fungi; Glomeromycota; Glomeromycetes; Glomerales; Glomeraceae
Source: the annotation of a GenBank genome assembly
GAUCCCGGUAUACUUCUUUUAAUUUCCGGCGAUGGUGAUUAUUUGCCUGCAAUACUUCGGGCUCGGAAACAUAAGUGGAAGGUUGAAACAUGGUUUUGGCGAUCAGCAAUGUCUGGUGACCUUACGAAAGAGUCGUCACUUUUUCGUUUUCUGGAUAAUUACUAUAUACAUUUUACAUAUGUGUACGGACAAAACCCCAUCGGAAAAAAUCAUUCCCUUGAAAUAACUGACGGUGAAACGAUUAGAAAAUGGACGAGUAAUGAAGUAAUGGAUUGUUUUGCUUCAUUACAAUUAUUUGGAUGGUGGUGCAGGAAAGACGAACAUACUAUAUUCUUGUACUUCGAUAGCAAAGCGAAUUUGGGGAAG